GCGGCGGGGGGGGGUUGGGGCACGCAGAUCGUCGUCGUCGUCGUCCCUUUAAAACAUUGUUUUAUUUCUCUCUCGCUCGCUCGUUACAUCUUACUCUCAGCAUCAUCAGCAUCGCGAUUAUUACUAUUAUCGUCGCGGCACCACUCGGCGUGCUCUCAACUUAACGCGGCUCAGCAGCAUCAUCAUCGGCACCGACUCUCGCUGCUGCUGCUGCCCCGCGUGAAGCUGGGACCGGCCGCGCUACGGACGCAGGGAGCGGCGGCGGCGGCCAGGAGAAGUGGUGGGUGUGCCGAUAUGAGAUCUCUAACUUCCGAAUGUUCUCUGACCCACGUGUUCCUCUUGGCCGGCCCUCUGUAGGGAUCUCUUUGUAUAUAUGGACCAUGAUGAGCAAGGGCAGUUGAAGUGCAGGCUAUGGCAGGAGCGGUGGCGAUGAGUAGCCGCGGCUGCCUGACUCACGCUCCACCCAUCAAGCGCCCGCCCGAGGACGAUGACAUCGACGACUAUGGAGGCAUGGCCAGCUCUUCCCCUUCCUCGUCCGACUACGGCAUGGCUUACCAAGGCCAACCCAGCCCGUCAUCGUCAUCGUGCGAUGCCCCGAAGCGGGACGGCUCCAAAAAGCACAAAGGUGCCUAUAUGCCCAGCUACCUGGACAAGAACGAGCCCUGCGUGGUGUGCGGGGACAAGGCAACUGGCUACCACUACCGCUGCAUCACCUGCGAAGGAUGCAAGGGAUUCUUCAGGCGCACCAUCCAGAAAAACCUGCACCCCUCGUAUGCAUGCAAGUACGAGGGCAGCUGCAUCAUCGACCGAAUCACACGCAACCAGUGCCAAGAGUGUCGCUACCAGAAGUGCAUCGCUGUGGGCAUGGCCUCUGACCUGGUGCUGGAUGACGGCAAGCGGCUGGCCAAGCGGCGUCUGAUUGAGGAGAACCGGCAGCGGCGCAAGCAGGACGAGAAGCGGCGCAACGUCAUCGAGCGACCGGGGCCCAGCGACAAGGAGUGGGAGCUGAUUCAGCUCGUCACGGCGGCGCACUGCACCACCAACGCCCAGGGGAGCCAGUGGAAGGAGCACAGGCGAUUCAUGUCUGAGGAUAUUGGCCAGGAGUCCGUGCUGUCCAGCCUGGAUGGGGAUGACAAGGUGGACCUCCAGGCCUUUACCCACUUCACAGCCAUCAUCACUCCGUCCAUCACCCGGGUCGUUGACUUUGCCAAGAAGCUUCCCAUGUUUACCGAGCUGCCGUGCGAGGACCAGAUCGUGCUGCUCAAGGGCUGCUGCAUGGAGAUCAUGUCUCUGCGCGCCGCCGUGCGCUACGACCCCGAGAGCGACACGCUCACGCUCAACGGCGAAGUCGCCGUCAAGAAGGAGCAGCUGAAGAACGGAGGCCUAGGCCUUGUGUCGGACGCCAUUUUUGACCUGGGCCGCUCGUUGGCGGCCUUCAGCUUGGAUGACACGGAGGUGGCGCUACUACAGGCGGUGCUGCUCAUGUCCACGGACCGGCCUGGGCUGGUGAAUGUGGACAAGGUGGAGAAGCUGCAGGACACCUACCUACUGGCUCUGGAGCACUACAUCAAUCAUCGCGAGCACCGCCUUAACCACUUCUGGCCCAAGCUGCUCAUGAAGGUGACAGACCUCCGGCUCAUUGGGGCCUGUCACUCCAGCCGCAUCUUGCACAUGAAGGUGACGUGCCCCUCCGUGCUUUUCCCUCCGCUCUUCCUGGAGAUCUUCCAGGACUGACGGGGAGUCGAGAGAACUUGCGCGCACAAGUUGCCCGUCCGCCUCUUGACCCUUGAGCCGAUCCCAAGGCGUGUGCUGACGUGUUUGCCCUGCGAGCCGUGUCGCUGGGUUAAUGAGGUUAAGGCAGCCAGGUACACUACAGUUUUGUAAUUUAAAGUUGUCAUCAUUCAUGUACAUGGACAGUUCUAACACUUUAUUCUUACAAAGAUGUGUCGCGGUCUUCUGGAUGAGGCUGUUAUUUUUUUGUGUAUGAUGUUUCAAAGCUGACUUUAUUAUCUAAGGUUAAAGCAUUUAAUUUAUGUUUUUAAAGUUAUGGUUGGAGAACAUUUUAUAUACCACAUUUAUACAUAGUCUCUUUUUGUGGCAUACGAUAACAAUCCUAUAUGUGUGGCAUAUAACAUGCAAAUAUGUUUGAGUCAUGGCCAAAUGUUGAGUGGGUUUUGAUUUGCUGCGUUUGUGAUUGGAAUCAGUGCUGUUAGGGGUGGUUAAGCAGUAGAUAUAAAACUGUUUGCGAUUGUGGUUAAUGAGAUAAAACUAUCGGCUUUCGUCUGCUUCAAGUAAAACAUCAUUAGAAUUUUAAAUUGAGCUAUUAUUAUUUUGCUGUUUAUACCAAUGCUUGCUGUUUUUCAUUGGCCUACUGUGUGACUUCAUUGUAUACCGUAGUGAAAUUUUACCUCUAUGCAUAGUUUUUCAUAGCUUUUACCAUCAUGUUCAUUAUUCCAAAAUCUAUUUUUGAUGCCUGUAUUUAAAUCGAAUCGCUAUCGGUGACGUCUACAAUAUGAGGAGAGUAAUAAUCUGCAUUAUUGAUGAUGGCUCUUUCGUACAUUGAGUUAAUUUGGAAAUAUGUUCAUGAUUCUGAAUGUCACUGUUUUAUGAGGCAUUUACCCUAAAUAUCGAUUCAUAAAAUGUUUUAACAGUAUACAAUUUUUAAACAAUGAAAUGUGAAGACAGUGGUACAUAAAAUCCAUUGUACUUGGAGUAAAACCUCUGGAAGCCAGACUAAUUGUUGUGGGGGAUAAGCCCAGUUAUGGGGAUACCCAGUAAAAUUACAAUUUAAAUAACACACUGAACUAAAACUAAACUAUUUUUAUUUUAACAGGUCAAGGCACACUUAGCUACACGGCGCUUUUUCACGAGCGACCUGCCCAUAAAUGACAGCUCAGCCAAGUGGCUUAUCGCGUGGAAAUGUUUCGCGGCCAAAAACUUUAAACACAAUUAUUCACAUUCCAUUACGUGCAGCGGAGGUGGAGGAAUGGAUGAUUCUUUAACACAAUAAACAGACUGAUUCUGCCAGGCUUGAAUAAAACUUUUGUUCCAUUGGAACCCCAUUUGCCAGUAAAAAAUAUGAUAAUUGUUUUUUUUACCCUUUUAUCUGGCAACAAAACUGACACCUUUUUUUUUACAAGGAGUCAUGUUUGCAUAGACCACAAUACCUGCAGUCGUAAUGCAAACAAAAAACAUAACUCUGAUAAUGUCAGAGGACAGUGCAUAUAUUAUCAGAGUUAUGUUUUUUGUUUGCAUUAUGACUGCAGGUAUUGUGGUCUAUGCAAACAUGACUCCUUGUAAAAACGGUGUCAGUUUUGUUGCCAGAUAAAAGGGUAAAAAAACAAUUAUCAUAAACUUUUGUUGUGAAAUAAAAACAAAUACAAACUAAAAUGAGAGUGAGAGAGAUCUAACACGAGUAGAGCAUUGCAGCGCGUGCACAGUACAACCAACUCCAAACAACAACGAAGUGAAAGCGUGUUUUAUAGCUUGUGAAUUGCCCAUGCACAUACGCGCGUCAAUUUCAGUGAACCUAUUGCAAUGGUCGGAAGUAAUUCGUGCGUUUUAGAAUUUUCCGAUACAAAAUAAGCGUAGAGAAUUAGGCCACAUCAUAACCGCACGCAGUGUUUGUUCCAGUUGGAUUGGUUUUUGUUUAUUUGUAACAUUUUCUUGUUUUUGUUUAGGUAGCCUUUUCCGGCUAACCCUGAAUUUUGGCUUGAACAAGUCUGGCUUCGUGAGGUUUCUCUGUUUUAACAAUUAUCGAUGCAUUUCGGUAUCAACUUUUGGUCUGGCAAAAUUGCUGAAAGUUCACUUUAUGAACGACUGUACUGUAGAUUGUGACUUUUAUUCAUAUUGUAAUAUAAUAAUUUAAAUUAUAAAUCAUGAUUUGUUGCCUGUAAAAGUGACAUGUAAAUAAAAUAUUAAAAUAUGACAUUCUAAAAAAAGAAAAAACAUUGGUUAAAUAUUUGAAGAAUUAAACAUUUACGAAAGUGCUAAGAGAAUAAAAAUAUAAAUCAUCACAAUGUUGUCACGAGCAUCAUCGCAUUAUCACGGCAUAGCGAGUGACAUGUGUUUCGUAGUGAAUUUCAGGUUUCCCAUUUUUUUCUUGUCAAAAGGACUCGCCGUGAAUACUCUCGCCGCGCUCAGAUAUUUCCGAUCAAAUUUAAAACAAGUGACCCGUUCGCCGUCUUGCAAUUUUCCAAAGCGUACAACAAAGCAGUGUUCUACCUCUCACCUCACGCGUUUAGAAGCAACUGAAGGCGCGAGUGCAACCAUUUGAAAUGCAUAUCUUUAUUCGGCAGGCUUGACGUCUCCCUCCUGCGUCAGCUGUUCCCACACAGUCCAGGCUUGUCCUCGAGUAGCGGCGUUGGUGUUUCAUUUUGAGUCUUUCGACAUUGAAAGUGAACACGGUUGAGCGUACAAGUGAACAUGCUGGUAGGGCCAGCGUGUAGGAGGGUGCAGAGCGUUGGCAGUGUUGAAAGCGGUCACGUGCCGCCCAUACCUGCGAGGCUGUGCACCGGACGUAUCGUUUUGUCCGGUGCUAAUGCACUCUGAUUGACAAUGAAUAGCACGUACAUUAGUUUUAGUCGACAGAAAAAAAUGCCGUAAAUACUGUUUGCUGCUUACAAAAUCGUGAUAUGCAAUGUUUAUACUCGCUACAGCGACACUGCUGUGGUGAUCGCGUACACGAGUCUUAGAGCGAGCGCGUGAGCCUGUUCAUUUUUUCACAGCGGGGCGGUGGAUGGGGGGGGGAUGCGUGCAGCGUGUGAGGUCCGUAGUCGUGACGCGCAAUGCCGACUAACCUCACAGCAGCUAUCAUUAAUUUUGUAUCGCUCGUCAAAUACACUUUGCAACAAUCGGCGCAUAUUCCUACGGGAUUUGGGCACAGAUCUUAUGCCUGCAACCAAACCUUGCCAUUGUGUUAGUGCUCGUUCAGCUUGUCUUCUGACAUGUCCCUGCUGGUAAUUGGCAACGCACUUCUCUACCGGGACAUCUGCAUUCUCCGGCAUUGUGCUUGUCUUCAUAACAACAACGACGACAAAACGUUGUUGUAUGCCUUAAAGUUUGGUUGACUCGCCGUACAAGGCUGCUGUGUCACUCGCUGCUUUAGGCCAGGGAGACGUUGGAUUGUUUAACACUAAUUCAUCAGCUGGUAAUGAUUAAAAUAAGUCCUAUUUAUAUCACGCACGGACGCACGCACGCACAUACACUGUGCGACGCAGUCCUUUAACAAAAGUCAAGAGGUGCCGGACAAACACCCCCCCACCCCCCAGCGUUUGCUCGAGCGCUCUUCUGCACAGGUGUGCAGUGCCCACGUGACUUAGCCGACGACAGCAUCUCUUGAUGAUAAUUGAUUUAGUAUUUAAACAUUGCUCUGCCUGACUGAGCUAUUACGUGAGAAAGUCAAAGCCAGGGUCCUUUAAGCAUUGAUCUAGUCAAGACUUGCGGUCUAAUGUGACCCAGCCUAGUCCGGAGCGCUUGCUUACUUACGUACAAUUGCCACAAAUGAUGCUUGUAGAAUUUUCAGGAAAAGCAUUCUACCGGGAUUUUCAGAGUUUAAGUAAAACAUGAACCAGAUUGUAGCCUUCCUUGACACGAUUUAAUGCAAUGUGUCAUACGAGGCAUCUGUGAACGGAUUGGUAAUACUGCAUAGGAGUUAAUAAGCUGUGUAUUGAACGUAAUAGUCAAACUGAUAUACGGUACAAAAAAGCAUAAUUCCUGUCAACUAACUUUCCAAGCCUCAAACCUUGCAGAGAAGUCACGGAGGACGUUCACCUGUUAUUGAUCUCGCCGAUUUAAGCGUUUACAUUUGAACAUGCCAUGAAUGAUAUUCCUGCGGAGGGAAUAACGCACUGUAAAUGUACUACACUUAAUGUUUAAACGUUAACGAGAGUAUGCAGGCACCUAUAUCUCAAUCUGUAAAUGUGGCUUCUCGAAGGAUGUUUAAAUAUAGCAGCAUGUGACCUUUAGUAAUGUCCAGACCGAUUGUGUCCAUUCUGAUGCAACAAGUAGCUUAAACACAUAAUUGGAACACACCAAAAUAGGAUAUUUGUGGAGCAGCCAGCAAAGGUGUUGGUUGUGUAUGAACUGUGCCUAUGGUUUACCCUGUUAUUUAUUGGUAUUUAAGAUUUUCACUGGGUUAUGAUGGCACGAUAUGGUGUUUCGUCCAGCAAUGUGGCACUCAAUGUAUUAUCUCAACAAAAAGUGGUUUCUAGCGGUGAGCUGCACGGAGCAACUGAAUGUAGUUCACACACUCGAAAACAAGUUGAACGCGGCACAUUAUGAUGCUUUGAGGCUUGUUUUUACGUCCCUGUCCAGAAUGUUUUGUGGUUUUUGAUUGUUCAAAAAUCCACACCUGACUUUGUUGCAUGUGAGUUAGUUACAAAGGAUUAAGUUUCAUUCAGAUAAACCGCUGUUCAGAUGCACUCAGUAACAGCGUUCGUAUCAUUCAGCGCCCCCCCCCCCCCCUAAUGUGACAAUCUACAAUGUAUGUUCUGAUAAAUACUCUGAUGCUGCGUGGUUUAUCUGCCCGGCAUGCUUCGGAAACUUCUGAGGCGUGAAAGUCUUUUUCAAGCGUGGGUUUUUUUAUUGAGAUGUUUUUUUUUUGUUCAGUUAUUUUUACCUCUUUGGUUUUUUUUCCUUCCUGCAAGGAAUAAACUUAUACUUAUCAUGA
Messenger RNA from Lethenteron reissneri (Far Eastern brook lamprey), 6670 nucleotides. RefSeq names its product thyroid hormone receptor beta-A-like. The record is from RefSeq and is a predicted model, not a curated record. Gene Ontology annotation, molecular function: RNA polymerase II cis-regulatory region sequence-specific DNA binding; nuclear receptor activity; zinc ion binding. Lineage: Eukaryota; Metazoa; Chordata; Hyperoartia; Petromyzontiformes; Petromyzontidae. Gene Ontology annotation, cellular component: RNA polymerase II transcription regulator complex. Gene Ontology annotation, biological process: thyroid hormone receptor signaling pathway; cell differentiation; negative regulation of transcription by RNA polymerase II.